GUAACUGACUUUGAUUCAGGAGCUUGAGCGACAACGUGCUAUAACUGAAGCAGACAAUCGAAGUCUCCGCCAACGACUUCAUGAAACUCAAUCGCGUCUCUCCAUUCUCGAAGGUGAAUUAUCCCGCCUCCGCCCCUUACUUCUCAUGCAACCUCUUGCAUUAAAUGGGCAUCCCACCCUGAAUCAAGUACCAAAGGCUCGUCCACACCGGCGGAGAAGAAAAGAUCCGCCAACUACGGAGGACGAAGACCCUGGCCCCGAUCCUUCUGACGAUGACCAUCCAGGAGACCCUGAGGAUACGCCUACGACCACGCCAAAGCAGAAAUCUCGUAUAACUGCAACAAGUCUCCAUACACAUCCUUCCAAGCGCCAGCACUCUCAAAGACGUGCACCGCGAGUUCUAACUGCGGAUGCAAGAACGGAACACUUGCUGCUAGCGGCAAAGAGAAUUGGAAAACAACGUACCGGCAUAAUGGCUGGCCUCACACAGGCCCUGGAUAAGCGGCGAGAGGAAUCAACUUCAACCGUUGUUGCUACCCCCAAGACACCAAAGCGCACGACAGCUGUUCCUCCUGGGCCAGGGUACGUCUAUCUUAAUAGUUCUAUGCGCCCAGGUGCUGUGCCGGUGCUUGUUCCGGCAUAUUCACAUCACCUGCUACAAACCCCAAGCUCUUCUAAGACAGCAGCUUCGGCAUCUUCCUCCACCCACCAACUGAAGAAGCAGCAAGGUGCGCGUACCCAGAACCCACCAACGCCUCUGGAUUCCCUUUUAAGUGCAGCAAGGUCAAUGAUGGAUAAUGAGGAAGAUGAGGAAGAGACUGUCAUUGGCACGAGGCGUUCGCGAUCAAGCGAGAUACCUGACAGUCCUGUACCGAAGCGCAGGAAAAUCGUCGCUCGGGACAAGGUCAGUGCGCUCAGAGAACAAACGAGAGAUCAAGGUGCAGGACAGCCGAGCAAUAGCUCAGCUGGCUCCAGUUCAACUGCUGUUGGCAGGAUUAGAUCAGGGCUGGACGUUCUAGCUGACCAAGCUGCCGCAUUCUCUUCACAAGAUCAACAGAAUCAAUUGGAACCUCACUCACUGCCUAAGGGUAAAGGAAAGGAGAAGGCUUCCACGAUUGCUGAUAAAUCCCCCGACAAUCAGCUGAGAGAAAAAAGCAGAUCAAAGAGAAAGCAGUCCGUAUCUGACGUUGCGCCUCAGCCCCCUCGGUCCCGUCGCCCCUCACCUUUGCCCCGAGCAAAUGCAGUUGACUGGGGUUCUGGACCGCCAAAUCUACGUCCAGUUCAGUGGACCGAGGGACCUAUACAAGUUUCGUCAGAGGACCACGGUUCUACCCGUGAGAUCGCAGCCGCCUCUCAGCCUAUAACAAUACCCCCUACCCCUCCUCCACGACCUGACUCGGCUGAUCAAGCGAUCCAUGAUACUCCCAGCAGCGCGGCUACACCACCACGUAUUCCUCUCGCUGAACCCAUUCCUGAUCCCAGCGUGGAUACGCCCCCCAGUCAGUCCGUACUCCUUGAUCCAUUUCUCGUACCUUCUUCUCCUCAGAAUGAAAGCUCCACCGGUGUGGCCUCAUCAUCUGCACUACACCAACUACACCAACGGGCAGUCACGGCCCCGAUUAGUAGCUGGGGAGAUGCCCCGUCUGAUCUACAAGCUCAUCUGCGACACGAGACCGCUCCUGGAAAUACUAACGCAGGGAGCGCUGAUUCUGUCACUGAUAACAUCGGACCGAGUUCUGGUCCCGCAACUGGAAUUGAAUCUUUGGCAAUCACGAAGAACAAAGAGGUCACUAGGGUUGUGGGCCAAGAUGUCCCAAAGAGGCAGCGAAGCCCUUACGUCAAGUGGAGCAAGGAGGAGGAUGAUCUACUUGCCCAGGCUGUCGCCAAAUAUGGACAGAAAUGGGACUUGGUUCAGAAAGCGUUGCCAUCGAGGGGAUAUCACCAAGUUCGGCAGCGAUGGCUUCGCAAACUAGGGGUCUUCGACAGCAAGCCAGACUUGUCUUCCUUCCAAACUGGUAGCUUCCCAUCUGCCUCGCGUUUAGGAGAGACGCCAGGAUCACCUGUCACAGCUGAACCUCCUCCAAAUCCGAAGCUAGGACUUGCUCCGUUGAGCAGUGAACUUGCUUUUUCGUCGUUUUUAUCUGGAAGAGCGGAAAGUCGAUCGUCGUAACAAAAUUCUAGCUGCUUUGGUAAUUGCUGAGAGUAU
Molecule: messenger RNA, 2206 nt
Organism: Suillus discolor
Lineage: Eukaryota; Fungi; Basidiomycota; Agaricomycetes; Boletales; Suillaceae
Exons: 4
Coding region: 146-2170 (674 amino acids)
Source: RefSeq, a predicted model, not a curated record